Penicillium angulare is the source of this 3192-nucleotide messenger RNA. RefSeq names its product ubiquitin-ubiquitin ligase UFD2. Gene Ontology annotation, biological process: protein polyubiquitination. The transcript has 6 exons. Gene Ontology annotation, cellular component: cytoplasm; nucleus; ubiquitin ligase complex. The record is from RefSeq and is a predicted model, not a curated record. Bases 1 to 3192 code for a protein of 1063 amino acids. Lineage: Eukaryota; Fungi; Ascomycota; Eurotiomycetes; Eurotiales; Aspergillaceae. Gene Ontology annotation, molecular function: ubiquitin-ubiquitin ligase activity.
AUGUCAGACUCGCUUUCUGACGCGGAUAAGAUCCGCAACAAGCGCCUGGCAAAGCUUUCCAAUCCAUCGCCAUCAUCGCCAUCUGUGGGCGGCUUAUCUGAUUCGCCUCCAAACUCGGCCAACCCCUCCUCCCCCUCACGGUCGCCCAUUGCUCGAGAGCCACCCAGUGAGAAUAGAACCGCCCCACCAUCUUCAGCGCAGACACCUCAACAUCCGGAGGGGAAGCGGAUCAAGAUAGGCACAGCCGAUUCAGUUGAUUCAGUUCCGGAACGACCACGUUCAACCGCGCCGUCUACUCCGAGUACCCCGCCUCCGGCAAAGCAAGAAACGAUCGAGACCUUUGAGGACCGGACCUUGAGUGCUGUAUUCAGACUUACCUUGAAAGAAGAGGGACAAAAGGAUAUAAAUGGCCAAAGAAUUUACCUGCCCGGCUUGCGGGGCGAGCUACAGGAUGAAAGCAAAGAGCUGCGUAUCCAAACAGCAAUUUUAGACCAGGCGCUCCUUGAGGCCGCUUCCAAAGCUGACCGCGGGCGCCCACUGGAUUAUCUGCUACCAUGUUGGAAACGUAUAACAAAGUUACAUAAUGGGUUCCGACGGACGAGAGACGAUGACCCGAAAUUCCAGGUGCUUUGUGAGGCCCGACGGCUGUGCAUGAGUUAUUGCAUAUUUGGAAUUACCAUGCCGGAGAUGUUUGGACUCGAUUCCCCGGAACGCUCUACAUUGGUACCACACCUAUUACUUGACUUAGACAGUGAUAAGAGCGUGGAUCCUGGCUUCAUUAGCGAGGCGGUUAAGCGAUUUGAGGAGGAUGAUAGUCUCAAGCCUGUCUUUAUUGCUGCGGUGGAGGAGCUCAGCUCGGAUCUUUCGAAGUUGGAUAUUAUCGAUGAUUUCAAACCUUAUGCCCUGGCGCUACGAAACCUCGUCCAAAAUCCCGUUAUUGCGGCUGCAAUUACAGAGUCGGAUGUUUUCAACGCUUCCAAGGACCCUGCACAGUUUGAAAAGGCUACUCUGUUGGGACCUUGGUUCCGCCUAUCCCCUCUGCAAGCCAACGUAACAAUGUCAUAUUUCUCUAGCCCAAAGACGCGAGACCAAGGGUAUAUUUCGAAUGCCCAGGGGUCUCUCCGCAUGAUGCAGCAAAUGGUCAGCUCAGACCUGCUCUUCAUCAUCAACCACAUGAUUCGUGCCUCCAAAGAAGCCCGCGAUCGAGUUCUCGAUUGGUUUGCGACUGCAUUGAACAUUAACCACAAACGGCGGGCAAUGCAAGUUGAUCCUGAGCAAGUUUCAUCAGACGGGUUCAUGUUCAACAUUACAACAUGUCUUGACCAUCUUUGCGAACCAUUUAUGGAUGCUUCUUUUACUAAGAUUGAUCGUAUUGAUGCAGAGUAUCUUCACCGUGAUUCCCGAGUCGAUAUGCGGGAUGAAACAAAGAUCAAUGCCGAUCAACAUGCAUCGGAUGCAUUUUAUUCUAAAAAAGCUGAGGGCACAUCAAACUUCAUCACUGAGAUCUUUUUCUUGACAGUUGCCGCACAUCACUACGGCAGUGAGUCCCUGACAUCCAAACUUGAACAGCUCGAGAAGGAUUUGCGCCACAUGGAAUCUACCAUAACUAAGUUUGAACUGGAGCGACACCGGUGGACUGGAAAUCCCAUGCAGCUGCGAGUAUACGAGCAAGCCUUGAAGAAGUACAAGGACAAACUUGAUCUAGGACUAGCCUUGAAGUAUAGUCUCCAGGGUGUGCUGUUUGACGAUCAAUGGCAAGCUCGUUCAAUGCUUUUCAUGCGCUAUGUGACUGUUUGGCUCUUAAGGCUAGUUUCAGGCGUGAACUUCCCCAAGCAAAACAUCACAUUGCCUCUCCCCGAACAACAGCCCGAGGUAUUCAAGUGUCUUCCGGAGUACUUCCUCGAGGAUAUUGUCAGUAAUUUCAAAUUCAUCAUGUGGUGUAUGCCGCAGAUCAUCACCGCUACUCAGGGCGACGAGCUGGUGAUGCUGUGCAUUACAUUUCUGGAGAGCUCUAGCUACAUCAAAAACCCAUACCUAAAGGCUGGCCUUGUUUCAAUCCUAUUCCGAGGUACAUGGGAUCGCCCUGGUGGCGCUCGUGGUGUUUUGGUUGACCUACUCAACUCCAUGAAGUUUGCCAAUGAGUAUAUUUUGCAUGCAGUCAUGAAGUUUUAUAUCGAGGCCGAGCACACGGGAACUCACACUCAGUUCUAUGACAAGUUCAAUAUUCGUUAUGAGAUUUUCCAGAUUAUAAAAUGCAUCUGGCCUAACCCGCUGUACCGAGAGAAGCUCUCUAUUCAAGCAAGCCAAAAUUUGGAUUUCUUCGUUCAGUUCGUCAAUUUGCUUCUUAACGAUGUGACCUACGUGCUCGACGAAUCUUUCGGUGCCUUCAAAACCAUCAAUACCACUCAGACGGAGUUGGCUCGGGAGGGCCACUCGAUGGACCCGACCACACGACAGCAACGAGAGGAGCACCUGUCGUCAGCCCAAAGAAGCGCCAAGUCAUACAUGCAAUUGACAAAUGAGACCGUUGCCAUGCUGAAGCUCUUCACAGAUGCCCUGGCUGAUUCAUUCACCAUGCCUGAAAUUGUCCAGCGUCUGGCUGACAUGCUGGAUUACAAUCUUGAUGCUAUGGUUGGUCCCAAGAGUGCCAAUCUUAAGAUUGAUAACCUGCAAGAAUAUGGAUUCAACCCCCGUGCUCUACUCAGUGACGUGACCGACGUUUAUCUGAACCUCAUGUCCAAGCCAAACUUCAUCACAGCUGUUGCUCGGGAUGGUCGAUCCUAUAAGCCUGCAAAUUUCGAAAAGGCAGCAGAAAUUCUCCGCAAAUGGUCUUUGAAGUCUACGGAAGAGUUUCGUAGCUGGAGCAAAUUUACCAAGAAGGUGGUGGAAGCCAAGGCAGCAGAUGACCAAGAAGAGGAGGAUCUCGGCGAGGUUCCUGAUGACUUCUUGGAUCCUCUCAUGUACACAUUGAUGGAAGACCCCGUCAUCCUUCCAAACUCGCGGAUAUCGAUUGAUCGUGCCACUAUUCGCUCACAUCUGCUGAGUGAUCCCCAUGAUCCUUUCAAUCGUGUCCCAUUGACAAUAGAUGACGUGAUACCCGACACUGAGCUCAAGGCCAAGAUCGAAGCCUUCAAAGCCGAACGAACUGGGCGUAAGGCCCCAACGGAGUCAAUGGAUACCUCGGCCGGUUAA